CCCAGAGGAUCCAGAGGAGCCUGGUUCUGACCACGAGCCCAACCCAUUUUGGGGAGAGGUAGCAGCGGCGACUCUCACCAUCGCCAUGCACGACGCUUUCGAGCCGGUGCCCAUCCUAGAGAAGCUGCCUCUGCAAAUCGACUGCCUGGCUGCCUGGGAAGAAUGGCUUCUUGUUGGAACCAAACAAGGACAUCUUCUUCUCUAUAGGAUUCGGAAAGAUGUUGGUUGCAACAGAUUUGAAGUAACUCUAGAGAAAUCCAAUAAGAAUUUCUCCAAAAAGAUUCAGCAGAUCCAUGUGGUUUCCCAGUUUAAGAUUCUGGUCAGCUUGUUAGAAAACAACAUUUAUGUCCAUGAUCUGUUAACAUUUCAACAAAUCACCACAGUAUCAAAGGCAAAGGGAGCAUCGCUCUUCACCUGUGACCUCCAUCACACGGAGACUGGUGAGGAGGUGUUGCGGAUGUGUGUGGCAGUAAAAAAGAAGCUACAGCUCUAUUUCUGGAAGGACAGGGAAUUUCAUGAAUUGCAGGGGGACUUCAGUGUAUCAGAUAUGCCCAAGUCUAUGGCCUGGUGUGAAAAUUCUAUCUGUGUAGGUUUCAAGAGAGACUAUUACCUAAUAAGGGUGGAUGGAAAGGGGUCUAUCAAAGAGCUCUUUCCAACUGGAAAACAGCUGGAGCCCUUAGUUGCACCUCUGGCAGAUGGAAAAGUGGCCGUGGGCCAAGACGACCUCACUGUGGUGCUCAAUGAAGAGGGGAUCUGCACCCAGAAGUGUGCCUUGAACUGGACAGACAUCCCAGUGGCCAUGGAACACCAGCCCCCCUACAUCAUCGCAGUGUUGCCUCGAUAUGUGGAAAUCCGAACGUUUGAGCCACGGCUGCUGGUCCAGAGCAUUGAAUUGCAGAGGCCACGUUUCAUCACCUCAGGGGGAUCAAACAUUAUCUAUGUGGCCAGCAAUCAUUUUGUUUGGAGACUCAUUCCUGUCCCCAUGGCAACUCAGAUCCAACAGCUUCUCCAGGAUAAACAGUUUGAAUUGGCUCUGCAGCUCGCAGAAAUGAAAGAUGAUUCUGACAGUGAAAAGCAGCAACAAAUCCAUCACAUCAAGAACUUGUAUGCCUUCAACCUCUUCUGCCAGAAGCGCUUUGAUGAGUCCAUGCAGGUCUUUGCUAAGCUUGGCACAGAUCCCACCCAUGUGAUGGGCCUGUACCCCGACCUGCUGCCCACAGACUACAGGAAGCAGUUGCAGUACCCCAACCCCUUGCCCGUGCUCUCGGGGGCUGAGCUGGAGAAGGCUCACUUAGCGCUGAUCGACUACCUGACGCAGAAACGAAGUCAGUUGGUGAAGAAGCUGAAUGACUCUGACCACCAGUCCAGCACCUCCCCACUCAUGGAAGGCACUCCCACCAUCAAAUCCAAGAAGAAGCUGCUGCAGAUCAUCGAUACCACCCUGCUCAAGUGCUACCUCCAUACAAAUGUGGCCCUGGUGGCCCCCUUGCUGCGCCUGGAGAAUAACCAUUGCCACAUCGAGGAGAGCGAACAUGUGUUAAAGAAGGCUCACAAGUACAGCGAGCUAAUAAUCCUGUAUGAAAAGAAGGGGCUCCAUGAGAAAGCUCUACAGGUGCUAGUGGACCAGUCCAAGAAAGCAAACUCCCCUCUGAAGGGACACGAGAGGACAGUGCAGUACCUGCAGCACCUGGGCACAGAAAACCUGCAUUUGAUUUUUUCCUACUCAGUGUGGGUGCUGAGAGACUUCCCAGAAGAUGGCCUGAAGAUAUUUACUGAAGAUCUUCCAGAGGUGGAAGCUCUACCCCGAGAUCGAGUGCUUGGCUUCUUAAUAGAGAAUUUUAGGAGUCUGGCUGUUCCUUAUCUGGAGCACAUCAUCCAUGUGUGGGAAGAGACAGACUCUUGCUUCCACAACCGCCUGAUCCAGCUGUACUGCGAGAAGGUGCAAGGGCUGAUGAAGGAGUACCUCCUGUCCUGCCCUGCAGGCAAAACCCUGGUUCCUGCUGGAGAGGAAGGCGGGGAGCUGGGAGAGUACCGGCAGAAGCUGCUCAUGUUCCUGGAGAUUUCCGGCUACUAUGACCCAGGACGGCUCAUCUGUGACUUUCCUUUUGAUGGCCUCCUAGAAGAGCGAGCACUCCUGCUGGGGCGCAUGGGGAAGCAUGAGCAAGCUCUUUUCAUCUAUGUCCAUGUCUUGAAGGACACAAGGAUGGCGGAGGAGUACUGCCACAAACAUUAUGACCAAAGCAAAGACGGCAACAAAGAUGUGUAUCUAUCGCUGCUUCGGAUGUACCUGUCGCCCCCCAGUAUUCACUGCCUUGGGCCAAUGAAGUUGGAGCUGUUGGAACCACAAGCCAACCUCCAGGCUGCCUUGCAGGUCCUUGAGCUGCACCAUAGCAAGCUGGACACCACCAAGGCCAUCAACCUUCUCCCAGCAAACACUCAGAUCAAUGACAUCCGCAUCUUUCUGGAAAGGGUGUUGGAAGAAAAUGCACAAAAGAAACGGUUUAAUCAAGUGCUCAAGAACCUCCUCCAUGCUGAGUUCCUGAGGGUGCAGGAAGAGCGGAUUCUGCACCAGCAGGUGAAGUGCAUCAUCACAGAGGAAAAGGUGUGCAUGGUGUGCAAGAAGAAGAUCGGGAACAGUGCAUUCGCAAGAUACCCCAAUGGAGUGGUCGUGCACUACUUCUGUUCCAAAGAGGUAAACACAGCGGACACCUGAGCCCAGCAUCCCAGAAUGCAGCAGUGGACAGCUUGGCUACACCAGAAAGGCGAAGGAGCAGCCAACCUGAGAAUCAGGGUGUCACCCUGCUUUGACAGUGCUGGCUACCUUGCACCCUGGAACAUCUCUGACUUAAAUAGACUCAUGGUCUGGCCUUGCCAGCUUUUUAAUAGAAAAAGAGAUUAGUUGUACCUUACGCCAUUGUGUUGCAGGCAGUUCCAGAGAAUCCAUACCCUCCUGGACAGGAGACCACCGUCUUGCCUUUGCAUACCAUUCACCUGGCAAAGGAGACUCCUCCCAAAUGUCUCUGCCACCAAGUUGUUCGCUGAGAGUUUGUUGUUAAGAUGAGUGCACAGUCACAGUCUGCAGCAUGACUGCUGCCUGAAGAGUCCGCGGGAGGAUACCAGAGCCCCUCCAGCAGUGGGAAAGGAGUGGCUGGUUGUCUGUGUAGUGCCAGUGCUGUCUCCACAGCAGCUGGGCACCCCGAAGACUCCCUGCUUGUCUCUUUAGUUGUCACUCUUUUUACUUCUCACAAUUUACUCCCCCUGUGGUCCCCUUUGUCUCUUCCCUCAUGGCACCACUCAGAGGCUUCUCCACUCCGAGGAUACCAGGAUUAGCUAAUAUUUAAAUGAAGUAAAAUAGAGGCAAGAGGGAGUGGGUUCCCAGGAACACACUGACUGGUCAGGCAUGCUGUCACUAGGUCCUUUUGGCUGUGUGCUGUCUGCCCAGAAGCUUAUGGAUGCACCAUGUGUGCCCAGAAAAGGACUUUGGUGCCUGCCCAUGGUGGCACAGCAUAGCUUCAUGGCCUCUGACAGUGUCCUGUAGAGGUGCCUGUUCCUGCCACACUCCUCAGCUACUCAAGCAGGUCUGUCAGCCGUUAGAAGAGUCCUCUGAGCUUUGGAUGCCUUGCUCUGUUCCAGUGGGUUUUUGCCCUCUGGUCUUGCACAACGGCCUGGCCAUUACUCCUUGCUUUAUUCUGUGAGGGUUGGAGGAGGGCACUGGGAUGGCACAAGGAGGAGGAUCCCUGGCACACCGGGACCAGCCAGGUUGAGAACUGAUAGUGACAUGAUGCCAGCAUGUUUGUGAAGUGUCCAGGGACAACAGAGCAAUGCAAGCAGCAGGCAGGGGCCUGUGGGUCUACAUAGGAACUCUAGCUGUUCCGCUGGGCCCAGGAGGAUCCUGCCUGCCAGAGAUAUGCAGGUGGAGCCUAGCUUUAUAGGCAGCAAAGGUGGUGACAGCACCCAGCACUGAUGCUGCCUGGUAGCCUGGCCUUGACAUACUAGGGCCUUGGUAAACUCAGCACGUGUUGCGCUAUGGGCUGACUCACUAGGCAUGAGUGGACCAGGCUGCCCAGGGGAGGCUCUUGCAGAAGUCAAAAGAGACCAAGAGAGAACAUGAGUAGCAUUCACUUGGGGCCCUUGCUCAGAUCUGCGAGCCCCAUGGAACAGCACCACAGCCACCGAAAGAAACAUGGCUGCCAUGGCCCAGCAGACUGCUUCCUCCAUGAAACACCUGAUGGCCCUGUUGCAGGGCUGGAACUUCCCUGCCUUCCCGGCCUGUUCCGUGUCUUCCAUUCUCAUGACCCGUGUUUGACACAAUAAGGAGCACACAGCCUUUACUAUGUGUUCCUUUUCCACAGUUUUCUAAAACUCCACUCUUCCCCAAAAGAUAACCGCGCUGUAACAAGACUAGUGGAGGUCUCUUAACGCGCAUAAUAAACAUGACCAAGCAAGAAGC
This is a messenger RNA of Octodon degus (degu), 4450 nucleotides long. RefSeq names its product VPS39, HOPS complex subunit (gene Vps39). Gene Ontology annotation, biological process: vesicle-mediated transport; intracellular protein transport; endosomal vesicle fusion. The record is from RefSeq and is a predicted model, not a curated record. NCBI's taxonomy places the organism in Eukaryota, Metazoa, Chordata, Mammalia, Rodentia, Octodontidae. Gene Ontology annotation, molecular function: protein binding. Bases 86 to 2713 code for a protein of 875 amino acids. Gene Ontology annotation, cellular component: membrane; cytoplasm. The transcript is spliced from 25 exons.